Messenger RNA from Pseudonaja textilis, 2017 nucleotides. Lineage: Eukaryota; Metazoa; Chordata; Lepidosauria; Squamata; Elapidae. The record is from RefSeq and is a predicted model, not a curated record.
CCGAGGCAACUACCAUGGAAAGGCUGCUCCUGGUCCAGCUGCUGAUGGUGGGGAGCACCUUAGCCCAGGUGGAGUCCUGCCCCUUCCACUGCGUCUGCCAAAACCUCUCCGACUCGCUUAGCACCCUCUGUGCCAACAAGGGGCUCCUCUUCAUUCCGGCCAACAUUGACCGGCGGACGGUGGAACUGCGCCUGGCCGACAAUUUCAUCCGGGCGGUGGAAGCCCCGGACUUUCUGAACAUGACGGGCCUGGUGGACCUCACCCUCUCGCGGAACACCAUCGACACCCUCCGGCCCUUUGCGUUCGGGGACCUGGAGAGCCUCCGCUCGCUCCACCUGGACAGCAACCGGCUGACGGAGAUCAGGGGGGAGGCCCUGCGGGGAAUGCUGAACCUCCAGCACCUCAUCCUGAGCAACAACCAGCUGGUCAAUAUCUCUGGGGCCGCUUUUGAUGACUUCCUCGCCACGCUGGAAGACCUGGAUUUGUCGUACAACAACCUGCGCAGCGUCCCCUGGGAGGGCAUCCAAGGCAUGUUCUGCCUGCACACCCUCAACCUGGAUCAUAACCUGAUCGACUUCAUUAUGGAGGGGACCUUUGACGAGCUCUAUAAGCUCUCGCGGCUGGACAUGACCUCCAACCGCCUAUCCACCCUGCCCCCCGACCCCCUCUUUGCCCGCUCCCAGAUUGGGGCCAUCAGCCCAACCCCCUACACGGCUACCAUCGUGCUCAGCUUCGGAGGAAACCCUCUGCACUGCAACUGUGAGUUGCUGUGGCUGCGGCGCUUGGCGCGAGAGGAUGACAUGGAGACCUGCGCUUCCCCGCAACACGUGGCCGGCCGCUACUUCUGGUCCGUGCCAGAGGAGGACUUCACCUGCGAGCCCCCCCUCAUCACCCGGCACACCCACAAGCUCUGGGUCCUGGAAGGCCAAAGGGCCACGCUGAGGUGCAAAGCCCUCGGAGACCCUGAGCCGGUCAUCCACUGGGUCUCCCCCGAUGACAAGAUCAUCGCCAACUCCUCCAGGGCCGUGUCGUUCCGCAACGGCACCCUUGACCUUUUGGUGACCACCAUCCGUGAUGACGGGGCCUACACCUGCAUCGCCAUCAAUGCCGCUGGGGAGUCGACAGCCACCGUGGACCUCAAAAUCAUCCCCCUGCCUCAUCGGGGCAACGGCAGCAUCACGGUGCUGCAGCAGCAGGAUCCGGGCUCCUCCGACAUCAGCACCUCGGCCAAGAGCUCUGCCAAUGCCACCCAGGAGGCUUCCGAGGAGAGAGUGGAGGUGCUGGCGGUGACUGCCACAUCAGCCCUGGUGCGCUGGCUGGCCAAUAAGUCCACCUACAUGGCCUGGAUGUACCAGAUCCAGUACAACUGCACUGCGGACGAUGCCCUGGUUUACAGGAUCAUCCCCGCCAGCAGCCAGGAUUUCCUUCUCAAGCACCUGGUGCCCAGCAUGGAUUACGACCUGUGCGUCUUAGCCAUCUUCGAUGACCUGGCCACCUCUCUGGCAGCCACCCACCUGCUGGGCUGUGCCCAGUUCACCACGCAGGAAGCCUACCCAGACUGCCAUUCGCUGCACGUCCACUUCCUGGGGGGCGCCCUGACGGUGACCGUGGGGGGCAUCAUCGUGGCUUCCUUGCUGGUCUUCACAGGCGUCAUGAUGGUCAAGUACAAAGUCUGUGGCAGCGUCCACGGGAGCCUGCCCAGGGUCAGCAACGUGCACUCGCAGACCAACGGCGGCACCCCAACGGCCUGCUGCCCCAGCGGACACCCGCCGCGGACCCCGGCCUCAGCCAAAGCCAAGCGCAGCAGCUCCCUGGACAUGGGGGACGCCUCCUCCAGCGCCUGCUAUGGCUACGCCAAGCGCCUGAGCUUCAUGUGGGCCAAGCGCAGCCAGUCGGUCCAUGGGAGGCUGGCACAGAGCACGACCCUCGACGAGGGCGCCGGCACGCAGCCCGGGCCCUUCCUCAACGUGGAUAAAUUGGAGGAGAGUGUGGUGUAGCCCUCAUGGGGGGAGGACCG